AUGGCUGAAAAGAAAAAGAAACGUCCGCCGCUGACGCGGGCGUGUACGGAAGUAAACGAAAAUACCCUGAAGGCAUUGGGACAAUGCCGGCACCCGUCGCUUUAUAAGAAAAACCACACCAAACCAGCUAGCGGACCCGAAAGCGCAGUUACAUCAGGUCUCCGCCGAAUCGAGCGGGCCCGAAGCAGUGUCAAGGGGCCCAGGCCUGGAAUGAACGAUCCUUAUAUGGAUUUGGGACCUUCGAAUCUCUCACGUCAUCGCUCCUGUCCGCAUUUGCUUGACGAAGACGAUUCUGGCGAUGGAGGUGGCGUAGACGGAGGAGCUGGAAUAAAAGUUGAUAUUGAGGAAUACCGCAGGCCGUUUGAUUCUCUGGAUGAAGACCACAAGCAACAAAUCGGUUUCACAACCGCCCUGGCCCCCGACCGCACCUCAGCGGCCGCGGCCGCCCGCCGCGAAUUCGGAAUGGGACGAGACCCCUUUUAUUCGAAUCAAAAAGUUUCAGACACUUACGGAGACUGGCCCGGAGACGAUCACGGGCGCCAGCGAGAAAACAAGAAACCCUUUGGGGAACCCCCUUUCUCGGCGAAAGUGCACUCUUCCUCGUCUUGUAUGUCUCCGACGGAAGGAAUGUUUCGCUUCGACCGCAUCUCAACGAGCGUCUCGGAUCACUUCUCGGACAUUGACGAGCCUGACUCGGACUUACUGCUGGAGGAACGAGUGAGCGAUUCGGAAGAUGUGGAAGUCUCCUCUGGACGCGAAGGAGACUCCAAGUGCAACCAAUGGCUGCAGGGCUUGCAGCUCUCGCAGACGGACAGACUGAAAUCUAGAAGCCACUUGCGACUGCCCCCUGUAUGA
Molecule: messenger RNA, 855 nt
Organism: Acanthosepion pharaonis
Lineage: Eukaryota; Metazoa; Mollusca; Cephalopoda; Sepiida; Sepiidae
Source: the annotation of a GenBank genome assembly